This is a messenger RNA of Lampris incognitus (smalleye Pacific opah), 1270 nucleotides long. It is a transcript of the gene rbp4, whose product is annotated as retinol binding protein 4, plasma. The coding region runs from base 28 to 723 and encodes 231 amino acids. NCBI's taxonomy places the organism in Eukaryota, Metazoa, Chordata, Actinopteri, Lampriformes, Lampridae. The record is from RefSeq and is a predicted model, not a curated record. Gene Ontology annotation, molecular function: retinol binding; retinol transmembrane transporter activity. Gene Ontology annotation, biological process: retinol transport. The transcript has 6 exons.
GGUAGUCUCAGGUCCCUACGAGUCCUUAUGCAACACCAGCCCACUGUAUAUAAGACCAGACCCGUCAGAGGAACCACAGGAUCCUCACCAGCCCUCACAGUGCAUCUUUUCGGUAACAACAAGCAGUGCGGAAGAGGCAGAAUGUUGCGCGGCAUCGUGGCCCUCUCCCUCCUGGUCGUGUGCUGGGCACAACAGGACUGCCAAGUGGCGAAUAUCAAAGUCAUGCCGAACUUCGACAGAAGCAGGUAUGCCGGGGUCUGGUAUGCUGUGGCCAAGAAGGACCCCAUUGGCCUGUUCCUGCUGGAUAACAUCGUGGCCGAGUUCACAAUUAAGGAAGAUGGCACGAUGACAGCCACUGCUGAGGGCAGAGUCGUCAUCUUCAACAACUGGGAAACCUGCGCCAACAUGUUUGCCACUUUUGAGGACACCAACGAUCCCGCCAAGUUCAAGAUGAAGUACUGGGGAGCUGCCAGCUUUCUGGAGAAAGGAUAUGAUGAUCACUGGGUCAUUGACACCGACUACGAAAACUACGCCAUCCACUACGCCUGCAGAACAGUGGACGAAGAUGGCACGUGUCUGGAUGGCUACUCCUUUAUCUUCUCUCGCCAUCCGACAGGCCUGAGGCCAGAGGACCAGCGCAUCGUCACCCAGAGGAAGCAGGAGCUGUGCCUGCUCGGCAAAUACAGACGCGUUGCACACAACGGCCACUGCCAGGCAAGCUGAUCUACUGAAACUGAGGAGCAUCACAGGAGGAGACUUUGACAUCAACAUAUCAACACUGUACAUAAAGGAGAGGCUGAACAUUGACAGUGGUCAGGUGUCAGUUUUGCAUCAUCCCGUAUAAGACUUAAUUACAUUUAAACACUUUUCAAGUUUUGUUCCGUACUCAAAUCAGGUUCGGUUUUUCUUUCCUUUUUUUUUUUUUAAGAUACUUCUUUUUAAGUGUCAUGCUUAAUAUGGUUAAUAGUGAAAGCAAUGGCUACUGGUUAGCUGCAAGCUGAGAUGCUUAUCUAGGACCGGUAGUGUUGGAGUCAGUAAGCCAUAAGGUCUUUUUUUCUUGGAUAACAAGUAGUCACUUUUUAUAAUUAAGUAAAAACAAAAAAUUACCCAACAAAACAAGAGCAUGAUACGGGGUCAGUAAAUAAGAACUCUCAUCAGCGGUAAAGAGCAAUUUUACCUCUUGAAUGUAACUCCAAUGUCUAACAUGUUACCAGUCAUUGGCCACAUCUUCACAUAGAGGAAUAUAUAUAUAUAUAUAUAUAUAUAUAUA